AUGGCUGCAUCGCCAUCGAGAUCUCUUUCCUUACCAAAUUUUGCCACCCAGCAAGACAAUCACGAUCUUGAAGAUAUCGAGCGAUUCGGCCGACCACUCUGCGACGUCCCGUUAUUCCGAACCAGACUCAUCCCGUCGACUUUGGCAGAGCAGCCCGAGGACCGCAAGAUGUCUGAUCUGGGCUUCAGCUUUUUGCCAAGCUCAUAUGUGCGUAGUGAUCACUCAGCGGAACUCGGGCUCGAUGAGCUGCCGCCGCCAAUUAGCGCCAUCUCCAGAAGGAUGCACCAAACCGAGCCCAGAUUGAAGAGCAGCAGCACUAGCAAGCAUCGCCGGUCAAAACAACACAAAUCCAGUUCGCGGAAAGCAACACCAUCUUGCGCCUCAAGCAAACAGAGGCUCUGCGGGCUCAAGCUCAAUGACUCUACCCCGUCUUGCGAGUUCUGCCACGUGGAGCAGACACCCAAGUGGCGUGAAGGGCCCAAUGGACCUCGCAGCCUCUGCAACGUGUGCGGCUUGAUCUACGCAAAGCGAGAAGAAAAGGCGCGAUCCUUUUUGAUGGCUCGCGAAUUCUCUAUCAACUCAUCAUCUGGAACAUCAUCGGGGACUCACAGCACAUCACCAACCUCAAAUACACUAUACGUAUCGACAGCAAUGCAUUGUUAG
Fusarium sp. VM40 is the source of this 663-nucleotide messenger RNA. NCBI's taxonomy places the organism in Eukaryota, Fungi, Ascomycota, Sordariomycetes, Hypocreales, Nectriaceae. The record is from the annotation of a GenBank genome assembly.